CCACCUCCCAAAACGUUUGGAGCUGUAGGAACUUUUAAUGUGAAUGUGGUGCCAGAGUUUAAGAUUCUUUCAAAGAUCCUUGAUAUUCUAACUUGGUGAUCCUCUAUUAAAAGCCAGAAGCCUCAGCUUUCCCGCUCGUUCGUCCUGGGGAAGAAAGCUGGAGGCUUCGGAGCUGUGGUGGGCGGUGGGUGGCAGGGGACCCACAGAGUUCAGCUCACCAGGGGCUGGCACAGCCAAGCCAGACGGCGGCGCUUUCCACUCCCGGUUUUUUGCAACCUUGUAAGGAAGUGGGCGCGGACGGCGGGGAACAGCCGCCUCCUGAUUGGCCGGCCGUCUGGCAGAUGGACAGGACCCCGGGCUCCGCCUCCGCCGCUUUAUUGACACUAAUGAGCAAGUUCUUCCCACCGCUCUCCUGCCUGGAAGUGCUGACAGAUCAAGGCAACAAAUUUCAAUUACAAUCCCUAAUUUGUGUCCGCAGAGUGUUUUUUACCCAUGCUAGUGCUCUCUGGCGCAUCAGUCGAGGCAGAUCUUGGAGCAGCAGGAGGAGGUGGAGGGGGUGGGCGCGAAGGAGUGCCUUAGUGAGAGCGUGCGAGAGACCCGAGGAAGGAAACUUGGCGGUGGCGUCGCUGGCUCCUCGGAUCCCAACAGCAGCGCGAAGGAGGAAACGCCAAACUUGUCUUUUUGCCCGCUGCGGGGAAGGGGGAAGACCUCGAGAGGCCCCGAGAGCCGCUCAGGUUUUGGUGGGGAGGUGUGCGAGUGCGCGCGUGUGCCAGUGUAAGUGUAUAUGAGAGAGGGGCGGGCGGGCGCCGGGCGGCGGGGAUGGCCGAGAAGCGGAGAGGCUCGCCGUGCAGCAUGCUGAGCCUCAAGGCGCACGCCUUCUCCGUGGAGGCGCUCAUCGGCGCCGAAAAGGAAAAGCAGCAGCAGCAGCAGCUUCAGAAGAAGCGGCGAAAGUUGGGCGCGGAGGAGACGGCGGCCGGGCCGGGCGACAGCGGAGGCUGUAGCCGCAGUGGCGCGGGUGAAAAGGGCUCCCCGGAGGGAGACGAAGGCGCGGCGUCCGCGGCCGCCCGGAGCUGCGCAGAGCCCGAGCGGAGCUGUGGCUCCCGCGGCGCCGCGGGCAGCUGCGAGGACGGCUUCCCGCCGGGCGCUCCGCCUCUGGCGUCCCCUGCAGGCUCCCCGAAAGGGUCCCCGACGCCCGCCCUGGGCAGGCCGGGGACUCCGCUGCCCUCGCCUCAGACGCCGCGGGUGGAUCUACAGGGAGCGGAGCUGUGGAAGCGCUUCCACGAGAUUGGCACGGAGAUGAUCAUCACCAAGGCGGGCAGGCGCAUGUUUCCAGCAAUGAGAGUGAAGAUCUCUGGAUUAGAUCCUCACCAGCAAUAUUACAUUGCCAUGGAUAUUGUGCCAGUGGACAACAAAAGAUACAGGUAUGUUUAUCACAGCUCUAAAUGGAUGGUGGCGGGUAAUGCAGAUUCCCCUGUGCCACCUCGAGUGUACAUUCAUCCAGACUCGCCUGCCUCGGGGGAGACUUGGAUGAGACAAGUAAUCAGCUUUGAUAAGCUGAAGCUCACCAACAAUGAACUGGAUGAUCAGGGCCAUAUCAUUCUUCAUUCUAUGCAUAAAUACCAACCUCGAGUGCACGUCAUCCGUAAAGACAGUGGAGAUGAUCUUUCUCCCAUCAAGCCUGUCCCAAUCGGGGAGGGAGUUAAGGCCUUCUCCUUUUCAGAAACCGUCUUCACAACUGUCACUGCCUACCAGAAUCAGCAGAUUACCCGUCUGAAGAUAGACAGAAAUCCAUUUGCCAAAGGCUUCCGAGACUCUGGGCGAAAUAGAAUGGGUUUGGAAGCCCUGGUGGAGUCAUAUGCAUUCUGGCGGCCUUCAUUACGGACUCUUACCUUUGAAGAUAUCCCUGGAAUUCCCAAGCAAGGCAAUGCAAGUUCUUCCACCCUACUCCAAAGUUCUGGGAAUGGCGUCCCUGCCACCCACCCUCACCUUUUGUCUGGUUCUUCUUGCUCCUCUCCUGCCUUCCAUCUGGGGCCCAACUCCAGCCAACUCUGUAGCCUGGCUCCGGCUGACUAUUCCACCUGCGCCCGUUCAGGCCUUGCCCUCAACCGAUACAGCACGUCCUUGGCGGAGACUUACAACAGACUCACCAACCAGUCCGGCGAGACUUUCGCCCCACCCAGAACUCCUUCCUAUGUGGGCGUCAGCAGCAGCACCUCUGUGAACAUGUCCAUGAGUGGCACUGAUGGGGACACCUUCAGCUGCCCACAGACAAGCUUGUCCAUGCAGAUUUCGGGAAUGUCCCCUCAGCUCCAGUAUAUCAUGCCUUCACCCUCCGGCAAUGCCUUUGCUACCAACCAGACCCAUCAGGGUUCUUACAACACUUUCAGAUUACACAGUCCUUGUGCUUUGUAUGGAUAUAACUUCUCCACAUCCCCCAAACUGGCUGCCAGUCCUGAGAAAAUUGUUUCUUCUCAAGGAAGUUUCUUGGGAUCCUCACCGAGUGGAACCAUGACUGAUCGGCAGAUGUUGCCCCCCGUGGAAGGAGUGCACCUGCUUAGCAGUGGGGGUCAGCAGAGUUUCUUUGACUCUAGGACCCUAGGAAGCUUAACUCUGUCAUCAUCUCAAGUGUCUGCACAUAUGGUCUGAUGAAGCCUCCACGUUGAACUACAUUUGGAUCUGUCAGACGUAGUUUUUAAAAGCGAUGUGGAAAGAAACUAUCUGUAGCUUCUAAAAUGUACAUAUAAAAGAAAAGGGACUUACUGAGGUUUUUAACUUUCUCAUGGCAAGACUGUAUGUAUGUAGACUGUAUAUACAAGGCAUGUUGAAUACUGCAGCUUCUGUUAUUUCUCCUUGUUCAUCCUGAUUCAUCCAGUGGCACGUAGUGUUGACACACAUGUCAUAUUUUUAGCCCAAAUUCUCAGACUCUUGUAAAAAUAAAGUGGUAAACUUAAAACUUGGCAUGAUACUAACCAAAGACUUAUAGCUUAAUUUGUUAGAAAAAUGUUCUAAACAGUUCCAUACUUGAGUGUUGAUAACCAGGAGUAACCAGCAUAUAAAUUUUUGUGAUUUCUGUUUUUCUUGGACACAGUUUGAAAAAAUCAAAAGUGCAAAAUCCAUUUGAAGUCUUUAUCUUAGUUCUGAAAUAUUUGUAAUAAUGAAGGAUUAGCUUUGGAUUGCUGCUGGUUUUUAUUUACUACUCAUACUAUAUGACUUUGGGUCUAUAA
This is a messenger RNA of Ochotona princeps (American pika), 3224 nucleotides long. RefSeq names its product T-box transcription factor 18 (gene TBX18). The transcript is spliced from 8 exons. Gene Ontology annotation, molecular function: DNA-binding transcription factor activity, RNA polymerase II-specific; RNA polymerase II cis-regulatory region sequence-specific DNA binding. The coding region runs from base 820 to 2646 and encodes 608 amino acids. Gene Ontology annotation, biological process: morphogenesis of embryonic epithelium; regulation of transcription by RNA polymerase II; positive regulation of DNA-templated transcription. NCBI's taxonomy places the organism in Eukaryota, Metazoa, Chordata, Mammalia, Lagomorpha, Ochotonidae. The record is from RefSeq and is a predicted model, not a curated record. Gene Ontology annotation, cellular component: nucleus.